AGGCAGUGUGCGCACCAGGGCUCCGCAGCCCCGCACCGCGCACGUGAGCUUACGAUAAAGGAAUUCCUGUGUGAUGUUAGUAAACAAAAAGAGUAGAAAUAAAAACUGUGCCGUGUUGUUCCUGUCAGUCUUGCAGUGAACUCCUACUCGCCACCAUGUCCCUUCCGGGAGGUUACUUUUUCUCUCAAUAUGUGGAAAGCUUUUGGAGCACCUCCCCGCCCCUGUUCGAUUGGUCCGGGGUGCCGACGCUGGUGCUGGCGGUGAUCGCGCUGGUGGUGGCGGCGACGGCGCUGGCUACGCGCGAGGGCCGGCCGCGGCUGCCGGGCCCGCCGGCGCUGCCGCUCAUUGGCACGCGCUGGCUCUACUGGAGCCGGUACAAGAUGAAUAAGCUACAUGAAGCUUACGAAGACAUGUUCAGGCGCUACGGGCCGGUGUUCGCGGAGACCGCUCCCGGGGGCGCGGCGCUGGUGUCCAUCGCCGAGCGGGCGGCGCUGGAGGCCGUGCUGCGCACCCCGGCGCGCCGCCCCUACCGUCCCCCCACCGAGAUCGUCCAGGUCUACCGCAGGAGCCGCCCGGACAGAUACGCCUCCACUGGACUCGUUAAUGAGCAAGGAGAGAAGUGGUACCACCUGCGGCGUCACCUGACGGCCGAGCUGACGAGCCCGCACACAAUGCAGGGGUUUAUCCCUGAACUAAACCACAUCUGCGAUGACUUCCUCGAUCUCCUGCAGGCUUGUAGGCACGCCGACGGCACGGUCAACGGCUUUGACCAGCUCACCAAUAGGAUGGGCUUGGAAUCCGUUUGCGGCCUAAUGCUGGGUACGCGGCUCGGUUUCCUGGAGCGCUGGAUGUCCGGCCGCGCGUCCGCCCUGGCCUCCGCGGUGAAAGCUCACUUCCGCGCUCAGCGGGACUCUUACUACGGCGCGCCCUUAUGGAAGUUCGCACCGACCAGUCUUUAUAGGACCUUCGUUAGGAGCGAGGAAACCAUACACACGAUAGUGUCGGAGCUGAUGGAGGAAGCGAAGCAGCGCUCGCGCACCGCCGCGCAAGACAACGGCAUGCAGGAAAUCUUUCUCAAGAUACUGUCCAACCCCGCGCUAGACAUGCGCGACAAGAAGGCUGCAGUCAUCGAUUUCAUCACUGCAGGGAUUGAGACCUUGGCAAACAGUCUAGUCUUCCUGUUGUACCUGCUAAGCCGGCGUCCGGACUGGCAGCAAAAGAUCCGGUCGGAGCUACCGUCUUCUGAAGAGCUGCACGUCGAGCAGUUGUCCGCGGCGCCCUCCGUGAGGGCGGCUGUCAACGAGAGCUUCAGGCUGCUGCCGACAGCGCCCUUUCUGGCCAGGCUUCUAGAUGCGCCUGUUACUGUAGAUGGACAUACGAUACCUGCUGGGACGUUCGUGCUAGCACAUACUGGUGCGGCGUGCCGUCGAGAAGAGAACUUCUGGCGCGCAACCGAGUACCUCCCGGAGCGGUGGUUGACCGUGCGCGAGCCGCAUGCAUCCGCGUUGGUGGCGCCGUUCGGACGCGGCCGCCGAAUGUGCCCCGGGAAGAGAUUCGUCGAACUCGAGAUCAACUUGCUUCUCGCGAAGAUUCUUCAGAGAUGGCGAGUGGAGUACGACGGAGAACUAGACGUGCAGUUUGAUUUCCUGCUGGCCCCAAAAGCACCAGUGUCCCUGCGCCUUGAGGAGUGGUAGGCCAAUAAACCUGGCAAUCAACUUACUCACGCGGCAUCUCAGCAUUAUAAGACGAUCUUUGAAAAGAGCAUAUCUGAUUUGCUUCACAUAAAGUAUAUAUCUUAUACCUCUACAUUGUAGUAAGUAGGUAUACGUUACGUACUGUAUGUAUUUGUGUGCCACUUUAACACAGUUUCUGUCUCUUGGGGGCAAUAUACUGUUUAUAAUAAUCCUUUGUACCCAUCGACCUAGUUAUUUAAAUCUUUAGUAUCUCAGUGUCCGAUUGCAAUCUGAGGACGUGUUGAGAGUUGCCAAUAUAAGAAUUAAUAAUAUACAUCGUCGUUUUCUAAUUGAAUCCCGAGCUGUAGGUACUUAUCUCGAGCAGAUUUUGACUUCAGAUGUUUUUGGGAUUAAAGACAGCCAUCCAGACAGCCAACAUAUUUAGGUUGAUUUUUUGUCAAUAAAGCCAGCAUCUCGCAUGAGUGAAAUGCAGUUCUUAAUGUAUGAUCGAAGCUUCGUUGCCAUGACAGUUAAAUAGGAGAUUUGAAGACUUAAAUGUUUAAGAUGUGUUUGAGAUUUGAUUGAAUCUAUUAAUUGUUUUUGGUUUACAGGCUGUCAGAAAUGUUUAUUUAUAAUUAAUUUAACCAUACACAUUCCUGCUUGUGAUUCCUAUAGAAUUCGGCUUUAUCAAGAAUAUAUUCUUACUAAUUAUAAGGUUAAGAGAAAAUACGGAAUAAGGUCUACUUUAAUAUAAGCGCCAUUAUCAAGUCAGCAAGUUUAUGUGUUUGGGUUUUAAUUUAUAUGAUUAUAAGCAGCUCUUUAUAUUGCACGGAGAAGAUAAAAACGCGUUAACUCAGUGCCUGUAGGCAAUAUUAGACUUUUCUUAUGUUGAACGUAGCAGUAUCAUUGUGAUUUGAUUACCUUCUUUAUUGAUUUGAAGAUAUUGAACAAAUGUCACUCAAUGAAACGAACUUGCCUAUGUUACAGGUAAGGCACUGAGUUAGUGCCAAUUAUGCCAUGCAGAGUUAUCGCACGCGAUUAGAGAGUUGUAAGCAACCGUAUUUUCUAUUUGAGGUAUUUAUUCUGUUUACGUUCAGUAUGUUUAGUUUUCGUCGAAAAACAAACUUUAACAGAUGUAUUGCAUGAUCCUUUGCCAUCGUAUUAUCUCGGAAACCUUCGUAUUUGUCAUGCUACUUCAGUGAACCUCGAGGUACAUAGCCAACGUCACAAUCGCUUACGCUGCAGCUAGGCUAGUCAUUUCGGCUAGACCCAGUACUCGUUAUACUGGGACUUACAGUACUGAAAUAGCAAGACUGACAGGAAGGUUUUUGAUAACGUCUUAAUUUACCCAAAUGUUAUUUUUACUCCACUUGAUCCUAUUAGAUUAGAUCCCAUAUAGGUAUAUGUAGGAUCCCAUAUUGGUAGUAUAGGAUUGGUACAGUAUGCGACGAACUUUUGGACCAUUAGGCGCGGUGGUGGGGACAAGUUCGCGCCUCGUAUACAUACGAGCAAAAACACUACCUAAUAAGAAAUAUCGCUUUUGCGCAGGUAAGGCCAUAAUGGUCUAAAAGUUUACCACGCAGUAUACCUACGGUAUACGGGAAUACGCCGUGUGGUGUCUAGCCUAUAGGAUUUGCACUACCUCUGUAGGUAGGUACUUAAAUCUCUUAUGCUCUCAGAAAUUUUCAUUCUGUGAAAUAUGCACAGGUAAAAAUCUUUAUGUGACGUUUGGUUUGCUUUUCGUGAAAGUGAACUGCAGCUUUUUCGUGUGAAAUGAAACGUUAUUUUGUGAUAAAAGUUGUUGUUGGUGAUAGGUACUCAUAUAUUUUUAUACCACAUUAGGUACUGGAAGAGUCUACCGCGAAAAUGUAAGUUCUGUAAUACUCAUUAGUCUAAUCACUGCGCAGAGGAGAACAAGACAAAGAUGACCUUUAUUUGCGAACUUCGAUAUUCGCGGUAGGCCACGCAUAUGUUAGAUAUAACAGCGUUUCAUCAUUAGGCUGCAUACUGAACUAAAUCUUUUUUUAUAUGGCGAUAAUAUAUAGCAAUUUAUGGCUGUGUUAAUAUCAAAAAGGCGUAUUUUGUGAACGUUGUGAACCGCAAUACCUCUUGUUAAAUAAGACUGCGCACUUCAGCACAUGCAUUUUUUUAGCAUUUAUGAACCUUUAGUUUGUACCGUGGAUAAAAUUAAGAUUAAAGUCUUGCGACUCGAGUGAAUAGGUGUAGAAUAGAAUAGAAUAGAAUAAAA
Messenger RNA from Leguminivora glycinivorella, 3921 nucleotides. It is a transcript of the gene shd, whose product is annotated as ecdysone 20-monooxygenase. NCBI's taxonomy places the organism in Eukaryota, Metazoa, Arthropoda, Insecta, Lepidoptera, Tortricidae. The record is from RefSeq and is a predicted model, not a curated record. Gene Ontology annotation, molecular function: heme binding; oxidoreductase activity, acting on paired donors, with incorporation or reduction of molecular oxygen; iron ion binding. The transcript is spliced from 9 exons. Bases 156 to 1694 code for a protein of 512 amino acids.